AUGGAACGGAAACAUGAUGGGUUAGAGAGAGAGUUUGCCUUCUCUCUAGAAACUACCUUAGUUUCUAGGGUUUAUUCAUUCAAUAUUUCGUUGAUGAUGGCUGAUUACUCAUCUGAUUUACACGACUUAGAUACGAUGGGUGAUAAACUAGUGAUUGAAGGUACUACUACAACUAAGGGGAGUUCGCACAUCUUGAAGGAUAGUCUUUCGGAUAGUGAUUUGUUAAUUUUGAUGGACAUUGCGAAGAGAAAUGGGGGUAAGAAACAUUGUUCUGCAUCUGAUAUCGAGAUGGGAAGGAGCCCUAAGGCUUCGAUUGGGGUUGAGUCUGAGAUCCCUAGUCCAAGUUCUUUUGUUGACGCUAUAGGUGGAUUUGACAAGUGCAGCGCAAUAGUAGAAAACCCGCUGCAGAUGAACGGCCUCCCAAUCAGCGUGUACGCGCCGGAGACAGUGGGAUGCGUGGUGGUGGACGGGGAAGGGCGGUGUGCGGCAGCGACUUCCACCAGCGGGCUGAUGAACAAGAUGAGCGGUCGCAUCGGCGAUUCCCCGCUUAUAGGAGCAGGGACUUACGCGUGUGAAGUGUGUGGCGUGUCGUGCACGGGCGAGGGGGAGGCCAUCAUACGCGGGACACUGGCACGUGACGUGGCGGCGGUGAUGGAGUACAAGGGUUUGGGCCUCCAGGAGGCGGUGGACUACUAG
Messenger RNA from Camellia sinensis, 696 nucleotides. The record is from RefSeq and is a predicted model, not a curated record. Lineage: Eukaryota; Viridiplantae; Streptophyta; Magnoliopsida; Ericales; Theaceae.